UAUUGUCCAAUACCGACAUUCGUAUUGUGAUUUGUGGCUGAGAAUAUUUCCUAUAAUAUUUUACUCUAAUACCUAUUCACUAUUUAGUAUUUGUUACUUUGUUAGUAAUUAUUUAUUGUGAGUUAGUGACUUACGACCACUUGGCAUUCGUUAGUAGUUCAAUACUCAGUGAUUACUCCGUGGCUGUGCUUUCCUUUAAUUGCGGUUUUGCGUUUAAUCAUAAAAUUAACGUUUCAUAAUUUACAAUAACUAUUGACUAUUUUAUUAGGUAUAUUGUUGUAACGUUUACUAUAUAAGAUUUUAGUGCUCCAAACAUUUUAUUAUUUAAUACAUUUCAAUAAUUAAAUAAGCGUAGAUUGAAAGGAGAAUCGAGAGGAAUAUUUAUUAAUUAUAACCUACCUAUAUAUUUUGGUUUAUUGAUCUAAAAGGUUGAAAAUCUAGAAGAUAUGGAGUUAUGGAGUAAUAGUAUGUCUGGACGUAUAGGAAAAACGGAUCAAAGUGACCAAACUGAUCCGAAUGAUAAAUCAGAAAAAGUUUAUCAGGAGAUCCUUAAUGGUUGUUGUUUACCUGAAACAAUUAUAAAUAAAUACAUGGAAAUGAUAACUAAACUUUCUCCCAAAUUGUACGCGUUCAAUACAAAUUUUUUCACCGCCUUUUCUUAUUACGGAUACUCCCGCAUUCAUCGGUGGACCAAAAAUGUUGAUAUAUUUUCAAAAGAAAGAUUGUUCAUCCCUAUUUAUUUCAGAUCAAAUAGAAUGUGGAGUUUAAUUAAUGUUAAUUUUCAAGACCAAUCAAUUAGAUAUUAUGAUAGCGUUGGAAGCGGAUACCGGGGGGGUAUAAGAUACCAAAAAGUAAUAUUGAAAUUUUUAAAACUGGAAUAUUUAAUGAGAAAGCGAAAAUUUUUUUGUACAACCCGUUGGAAGUAUAUUAAUGUGAAUAGUUUACAUCAUGGAUUUAAGUUUUGGGAUAGUGGAUUAUUUGUGUGUCUUGCUGCACACCACUUCGCACGGAACGCAUCAGAAGAUGCUAAACUGACUUUUACUUCAAAAUCCGUUGGUGGUCAAGAAAACGUCAAGAAAAAACUUAUAUUACAACUUAAAAGCGGCUCUUUAAAUACUCUGAAAAUUUAAAGAUCUUUAAAUUAAAUAUAAUAUUAUCUUCUAUAAGUUUGGUGUGUGUUAUAUAUGUUGAAACUCCCUUAUGAAUUAUUCAGUUUUAAUGUUAGUAACCCAAUAGUUAAUAAGUAAUUAUAUUUUGGUAAAUUAAAUAUUGGCAUAUUCAUUAUGUUAUUCUUUAAUAUUAAUUGUUAUUGCAAA
This is a messenger RNA of Metopolophium dirhodum (rose-grain aphid), 1316 nucleotides long. Its product is annotated as sentrin-specific protease 1-like. Gene Ontology annotation, biological process: protein desumoylation. Lineage: Eukaryota; Metazoa; Arthropoda; Insecta; Hemiptera; Aphididae. The coding region runs from base 447 to 1130 and encodes 227 amino acids. Gene Ontology annotation, cellular component: nucleus. The transcript is spliced from 2 exons. Gene Ontology annotation, molecular function: deSUMOylase activity. The record is from RefSeq and is a predicted model, not a curated record.